AUAUGUAUACUUUGAAUACUAGAAUAUUAGACUAAUGACAAAAAAGCACCUGUAACAUUUUUUCUGUUGUUUAAAGGAAUAAAUGUUACAACGGCUUGCCAUAGCUCUUGGAGCGCGCGAGCGAGUGAGGGAGGGCAUUGCUGCUUAAAAUGCUGUGAAUGUGACAGCCAAUAGACCAGACUGUCAGCCUCAGCUUGGGGAGGGAAUGUGGAGAAACCUCCGUGAGGAAAAUGCGCGCGAAGUGACGCGACACGCGCCGCUCUACAAGUGCUCUAAACGAUAUUCCAAGAACAGCGCGAGAACCGGGGCGCGAAAAGGACUCGCCCUGUUGAGGGGACAAACAUGACUGUGGUGCCCGGGGAGAACCUCGAAGAGACUGUGGCAUUGGCAGCCCUGUCCCAAGAUGUUUACGACCCUGAACGGGCAGACCAGGAGUGCUGCGAGCGGGUGGUUAUCAACAUCUCCGGCUUGCGCUUCGAAACCCAACUAAAAACACUGGCGCAGUUCCCCGCCACCCUACUCGGUGACCCCAGGAAAAGAAUGCGCUUCUUCGACCCUCUGAGGAACGAGUACUUCUUCGACAGGAACCGACCGAGCUUUGAUGCCAUCCUUUACUACUAUCAGUCUGGGGGCAGGCUGAGGAGACCCGUCAAUGUUCCCGUGGACAUCUUCAUGGAGGAGAUCAAAUUCUACGAGUUAGGAGAAGAAGUCAUUGAGAAUUUUAGGGAGGACGAGGGGUUCAUCAAGGAGGAAGAGCGACCUUUGCCCGAAAACGAGUUUCAGAGACAGGUCUGGCUGCUGUUCGAGUACCCCGAGAGCUCUGGACCCGCGAGGGGCAUCGCAAUCGUCUCGGUGCUCGUCAUCUUGAUAUCAAUUGUCAUCUUUUGCUUGGAGACUUUACCUGAGUUUAGGGAGGAUGGGAAAAUGAACGAGGAGAGCCUCGCACUCAAUGGAACGGCCAGUUUAAAGAAGCCCAAUCCAUUCACAGACCCCUUCUUUAUUGUGGAGACCCUGUGUAUAAUCUGGUUCUCUUUUGAAUUGCUCGUGAGGUUCCUCGCGUGCCCAAGCAAGCCCGCCUUCUUCAAGAAUAUCAUGAACACGAUUGACAUCGUGGCUAUUAUCCCCUACUUCAUCACCUUGGGUCUGGAGUUGGCCGAGCAUCAGGGUAACGGCCAGCAGGCCAUGUCUCUGGCCAUCCUGAGGGUCAUUCGCUUGGUGCGGGUGUUCCGCAUAUUCAAGCUUUCCAGACACUCAAAAGGGCUUCAGAUCUUGGGCAAGACCCUGCAAGCGAGCAUGCGAGAGCUGGGUCUCCUCAUAUUCUUCCUUUUCAUUGGAGUUAUACUGUUCUCCAGCGCCGUGUAUUUCGCCGAGACGGACGACCCCGAAUCGGGGUUCAGCAGCAUCCCCGAUGCCUUCUGGUGGGCAGUGGUUUCCAUGACCACUGUGGGCUACGGGGACAUGUGCCCAGUCACCAUCGGUGGCAAAAUAGUGGGCUCUUUAUGUGCCAUCGCCGGUGUGCUCACCAUUGCGCUUCCAGUGCCCGUCAUCGUGUCCAAUUUCAAUUACUUCUACCACAGGGAGACCGAGCACGAGGAGCAGAUGGAGUACACGCACGUGACGUGUGGCCAGCAGCAGCCCUCGUUCGGUGAAUUUAAUACGAGUGACAGCAAACCGUCCCUUGCUAAAUCAGACUAUUUGGAUUCGGAGGAUGGAGAUUCGGUCAAGUACACCAACUGCAGCCCCCAUAAAGCACACACGGGGAGGCUUACUGAUGUAUGAAUGUAGAAAGCCAACGAUUCUAAACCCAAAGAAGAGCACCUUUCUCCAUGAGUACAUCCUCAUCCCCUGUCAUAAUCUGAGGAACACUUUCAGUUGGAAACGACGACAGUGGAUUUAUACCGUGACGUGAUUUUCGAUUGUUUUCUAAACGGUCUUCCAUUGUUGUGAAUGUAGAGCAUCGAAGCGCGAGACGUAGGCGCGAAAAUAAAAAGAGAAUCAAAUAGAACGCGCAUUAUGUAUUAGAAAGCUGAAUUAAAUCGAUGUGUAGCACUUUAUUCGUGUAGCUCCGCGGAUUCGUGAUUCGUUAGUUCUCCACAAAUUCGUUGACAGUGCGAUACAGUUUACAAAUGCGCUCAUUUGAAAGAAAUAGUAGGACCAAUAUAUGUAAUUUUUUGUUAUUUGUUUUCUAACAAGUACAGCUCAACUGCAAGGUCGUUUUGAGAGAGAGAGAAAAAGAGAAAAAAAAGACUUGCCCCAGCUUAUUAAAAAAUGGCACUAUUAUUAUUAUUAUUAUUAUUAUUACCAUUUAAAAAGCUAGUUGUGUCUUGUGUAACGUUACAUUUGGAAAUUUGAGACACAUAUCUCAGAGCUGUAUUGAGGACGAUAGGUAGACUAGAAGAGCAAACCAGCUUUUGGUUUUUAAUUAGGAUCACACUGCGUUUUCAGGUUGUCAUCAUAUCAGUGGCUCUGCAAUAACAUUGAAAGGUUAUCAUGACAUCUUAAGAGUACUUGGUAACUUCACUCGAACUAUGUAGAGCACUUCAGGGAUAGACUUACACUGAGAAGCAUCAUUACGCAUCAUUAUCAACAGACGCGUAGGGAAUGAAUGAAAAAAGGUUUGAUUUCAACAACGUGCGCUCAAAUCUGGACACUUAGGAGCUAUUCUUUAUACACUAGUGUUAUCUAGCGGGAAAAGGCACUAACUGCAGUCUUUAUAAUACUAAAUGUGUUUCCAUAGCAACUUUCCAGACGGUUCUGGAAACAUUUGGGUAUUAUUGCUCCCUUAAUUUAUUCACAGGAAAGAUGGCUUUGGGUGUUUUUAUUUUAAAACAAGGUACAUUAAUGAAUUCAGUUAAGUUGAAGAAGGAAAAG
Messenger RNA from Carassius auratus (goldfish), 2871 nucleotides. Its product is annotated as shaker-related potassium channel tsha2-like. Bases 343 to 1779 code for a protein of 478 amino acids. Gene Ontology annotation, molecular function: delayed rectifier potassium channel activity; protein binding. Gene Ontology annotation, biological process: potassium ion transmembrane transport; protein homooligomerization; action potential. The record is from RefSeq and is a predicted model, not a curated record. The transcript has a single exon. Gene Ontology annotation, cellular component: membrane; voltage-gated potassium channel complex. NCBI's taxonomy places the organism in Eukaryota, Metazoa, Chordata, Actinopteri, Cypriniformes, Cyprinidae.